Trifolium pratense (red clover) is the source of this 453-nucleotide messenger RNA. RefSeq names its product exodeoxyribonuclease-like. Gene Ontology annotation, molecular function: DNA-(apurinic or apyrimidinic site) endonuclease activity; double-stranded DNA 3'-5' DNA exonuclease activity; phosphoric diester hydrolase activity. The coding region runs from base 1 to 453 and encodes 150 amino acids. Gene Ontology annotation, biological process: base-excision repair. The record is from RefSeq and is a predicted model, not a curated record. The transcript has a single exon. NCBI's taxonomy places the organism in Eukaryota, Viridiplantae, Streptophyta, Magnoliopsida, Fabales, Fabaceae. Gene Ontology annotation, cellular component: nucleus.
AUGAAGAUCGUCUCUUGGAAUAUAAGAGGGUUGGGUGGGUUAGAGAAGAGGAAGGCAGUGGGAAAUUUGGUAGGGGAACUGAAGCCCUUUAUUCUCUGUCUGCAGGAGACAAAGUUACAAAACUACGACGUUCUCCUUUGUUCUAAUCUUUGGGGUAGCUCUUUUCACGGGUUUUCCUUUCGUCCGUCGGUGGGGGCUUCGGGCGGGAUUUUAACUUUGUGGGAUUCUUCUGAGGUGGAGAUGUGGUGGACAGAGAGUCGUGAGCAUGUGUUGUGGUGUCAUGGUCGUUUCACUAAGUCUGGCAAGGAGUUUUUUGUGGCGAACAUUUAUGCCCCUUGUGAUGAUUUGGCUAAGCAACGGCUGUGGGAGUCUAUUUCGGAGCGGCUUCUCUCGCUAGUGGGGAAGAGAGUGUGUGUUUGUGGGGAUUUUAAUGCCGUGAAACAUGUGGAUUAA